CUGGGUCAGCUGGGAGAGGAGCCAAAGCCAGGGACACUGCACUGGCUGGAGCUGACUCUGCCAUGGCUGCGUAGAGCCAUUUCUUGCAACUGGCUCCAAGCUGAUCAGAGUCCAGCACCCACCGCUGCCUCCCUGAGAAGAGAGAUGGGGAACUGGGCGGAAGCAGAUCCCCCUGGACAGCCUCUUAACAGCUCCAUAGACUUGAAGAGUGGAGAAGAACCAGGUCAUCCAGCUAAUUCCAGCUCCAGGAAACCUGCAGUAUGGGAUCGUCCAGCUGCCCUCAGAGCCAUAAUCAUGGUUACAAUGGUCGUCAUCAUCGCUCUAUUAGUAGCUUUGAUAGUGGUAACAUCUAAGCAGCCUCCUCCAUGCCCCCCUGCUGCCCCCUGGUGCCCGGACGGCUGGAUCCGGAUCCAAGGGAAAUGUUACUAUUUUUCUAAGGCCGAAGGGAACUGGACCUACAGCCAGAGCUUCUGCUCGUCACACGCUGCCUCCCUGGCCGGGAUUGAGAGUCCGCAGGAGCUGGGUUCCCUGCUGCCAUACGAAGGCAGACUGGACCACUGGAUCGGCCUCCGGAAGGACACGGGCCAGGUCUGGAAAUGGGCCAACGGGACCGAGUUUGACCAUCGGUUUGAAAUACAAGGAGGAGCAGACUGUGUGUGCCUGGAUGAAGAUCUCACUGUCACCACGUCAAGCUGCAGCAGACCAAGAAAAUGGAUCUGCAGUAAACCUGAUACCCCUGCGAAGGGAGAGGAGGGAGCAGUGGGAGGGGAUUCGUGAACUCAAGGGAAUUGGAGACCAGCUGUGACAAAGCCUGGUGCUAGUCCCCUCCAUGCUGCAGCCUGGUUCCUUGUUUCUUAGCCUAUCUCCGGGGUUUGUCCAGUCCUAGUCAUCAAUUACCCUAAUGCUAGGUGCCCAGAC
This is a messenger RNA of Mauremys mutica (yellowpond turtle), 918 nucleotides long. RefSeq names its product C-type lectin domain family 2 member D-like. The record is from RefSeq and is a predicted model, not a curated record. The transcript is spliced from 5 exons. The coding region runs from base 145 to 777 and encodes 210 amino acids. Lineage: Eukaryota; Metazoa; Chordata; Testudines; Geoemydidae.